This is a messenger RNA of Rhododendron vialii, 1478 nucleotides long. RefSeq names its product GDSL esterase/lipase 7-like. Bases 59 to 1162 code for a protein of 367 amino acids. The record is from RefSeq and is a predicted model, not a curated record. The transcript is spliced from 5 exons. Gene Ontology annotation, molecular function: hydrolase activity, acting on ester bonds. Lineage: Eukaryota; Viridiplantae; Streptophyta; Magnoliopsida; Ericales; Ericaceae.
ACACCUACCUGUCUACAACACAAUCGACCUGGUACGACUAAUUUGACAAGGGGACUGGAUGGUGAAGAAUACCAUGUCUUUUCUCUUCACAGCUCUCUUCUUUCUCUUCGUGGAGUCACAAGCUCGUGGCAUCCGUCGGGUUGCACCGGCCUUGUAUGUUUUUGGGGACUCGGUCAUGGACCCUGGCAACAACAUCUUCCUAAAUACCUUUGUGAAAGUAAAUUUCACGCCUUAUGGCAUUGAUUUUCCUGGUGGACCUACGGGCAGAUUCACCAACGGCUACACUAUUGCUGAUUUUUGGUAUAAAUGGUCCAAUAAGCGGUCUCACGAACCCAUCCCGUUGCCAUACUUGCAUCCUCUCAGUAAGUUAAAGUCAAAUACCAAAGGUUUCAACUAUGCAUCUGGAACAGCCGGCAUCCUCCAUGAUACUAGCCGUAGCAUUGGGGAGAACUUGCCACUGGGGCGACAAGUCAAGUUAUUUAAGGAGACUGCUGAGCAAUACCUGCCAUCUCUGGGAGCAUACAAUAACAGAACCAAGCUCUCAAAUGCCUUGUCAAAGUCUAUUUUUGUUGUUUGUAUGGGCAGCAAUGACUACAUGAAUUAUCUACAACCCGGGUCCAACACAAGCAAAUUGUACAAUGCAGAGCAAUUUGGGGAAUUCCUUGUGAAAGAAUUAGGAAACCAUUUGCAGGAAUUGUACAAUUUGGGAGCCAGGAAAUUUGUGGUGUUUGAAGUCGCCCCACUUGGUUGCUUGCCGGAUGUUCUUGACAAAACCAAACCGUCAACAUUAUGCGACGAGCACAUAAAUGGCUUGGUAUCAGUUUUCAAUACCAAUCUAGGUGUAAAACUGAACAAACUUAAGUCCGUGCUUAAUGGCUCAACAUUCGUCACUGCAAAAUCUUAUCGACUUAUUCACGACAUCAUAUACAAUCCCCUUCAUCAUGGGUUUAGCGAUGCAAGGCAGGCAUGUUGUGCUUCUGGAGUCGAUGGGAGUGGAGAUUGCAAACCAGGAAUUGUGCCUUGCCAAAGUAGGAAAUCACAUGUAUUUUGGGAUAGAGUGCACCCAACAGAGGCAAUAUACGAGCGCAUUGCAAGUGAAUGUUUCAAUGGAAAAGGCCUUUGCACUCCCAUGAAUAUUGUGCAACUUGCUGGGAAACAUUAAGUGGACAAAUACCAGAGUUCUAAGUCUAUACGUACCAGAGAAAGGAAUAGUCGAGGUGCGCAUAAGCUGUCCUGGACACCCUUAACCUUUGAGCCAAAAAAAAGUUUGUACACACCCAUGUGGUCGAAUGGCAUCCGGGUUGGCAGGAUAUAUCACUCUAUCUUCAUCAACGAUGCAGAAUUUCCUGCACCUUUACGACAUUUUAGGCUUCUGCCAUGUGCCAUUGGAUUUAUGUCCAUUGAAAUGUAGUUUAGCGAUACUUGUAAAUAAUGUUCUUCUAUAGAUCGAUUGACAAAGAAAUUGUACUUCUCUGAAA